AUGAAACUUCUUGCGGCAAUAGUAACCGUGCCUGCAGUUGUCUACGGGGCAACGCAAGACUCAUUAUUAGGGAUUCCGACUGUUCCCUUUAAACGUGACGGGUGCAAGACAUUUGAUCUAUCCAAGAUUCACAGCAUCAUUGUUGAUGCCAAACAUGCAGACACCCGCGACCAAGAUGGCCAGACCUUGAUCCCCCCGACUCUUCAUGAUUUUGCAACAACGUUUGCCCAAGAUCUCAAGGACAUACUUGGUAUUCAUGCCAAUGUCCAAAAAGCCAAUGCUGCUGUCAACGGCAACGUGUACAUUACACUUGGAAACAAGGCAAACUAUCACGACGCUGCUGGCCGCACAACAUCGGAGGGAUACACAUUGACAACAAACAGCUCUGGUGUUUUCAUCACUGGUGCCAGUCCCCUGGGUGCUUGGUGGGCAACACGAACAGUCUUGCAACAAGCAUCUCUACGAAAGCAAAAUGGUGUUCCGUACGGGACCGGCUCCGAUGCGCCUGGCUGGGCAACCCGGGGUAUGAUGCUCGACGCCGGCAGACACUGGUACCCAAAGGAUUUUAUCAUUGAACUCUGCAGCUAUGUCUCGUUCUUCAAGCAAAACAUCUUCCACUUCCACAUCAGCGACAACCUAUACAACAACGCGAACAACACCCUUGAACAAUCGCUAGCGGUGCCCGCUUGGUUCCGACUUUGGUCUGACAACCCCAAGUUCAAAGGAUUAGCAAAACAUCAAAAUGAAUCAUAUUCACGCGCCGACUUUGAAGAGAUUCAGCAACGCUGUGCGGCCAGAGGCGUCACCGUCCUCCCGGAAAUUGAAGCCCCCGGACACGCACUCCCCAUUGUUCAAUGGAAGCCAGAGCUGGGACUAGCCACCGACCGAAGCUUGCUCAACAUUUCUCACCCCGAGACAAUUCCCACCAUGAAAGCAAUAUGGAAAGAGUUUCUGCCGUGGUUCCACACAAAAGUUGUGUCUAUCGGCGCGGACGAGUACACUGGCCCUGCCAACGACUACAACAAGUUUGUCAAUGCAAUGGAUGACUUUAUUGAAGCGGAAGCAAACAAGUCGAUCCGCAUAUGGGGCACUUUCCCGCCAAAGUUCACUCCCGGCUACAACAACAUUCAUAAGGAUGUAUCGAUCCAGCACUGGGAGUACUUUGAAGAUAACCCGCUGUUUGACUACAUCAAGAACGGGUACGAGGUCGUCAAUUCGAAUGAUGACUUUUACAUUGUGAACAAGUGGGGGCCAUCAUACGGCAACUACAUCAAAGUAGAGAAGACGUUUCAUGGCGAUCCAUCCGUUCCUGGAGGUGGACUAUGGGGUCCAUGGCUUUUCGACCAGAAGAACGCUACUAAUAAUCCUAAACGGAGCGAGCCGCUGGUCCUUGGUGCGAUCACGCCUCUGUGGAAUGACUACGGCCAGAACGCGACGGUCGCUUCGGAGGCGUACUAUGCUUGGAGAGAUGGGAUUCCUGCCCUGAGUGAUAAAUUCUGGGGAGGAAAGCUGAAUGAGAGUGGGUAUGCGAAGCUGUGGCCUAGACUUCAUGAGUUUAUUCCUGGCCAGAAUCUUGACCGGGCUAUUCCAUCAAAGGGGGAUACAAUCUUUCAGUACAAGUUUGACGGGGGGAGAGCUGGAACAAUCAAGGAUCUCUCGCCUAACAAGUAUGACGCCAAGUCGAGUUGUGAUAUCAAGGACGGUGCCUUGCAGGUCAACCCCGGGUGUUCACUUACUACGCCUUGGUCGUCCAAGGGUCGUGACUACACACUCAGUUUGUCGCUAAAGGUAGAUCAUGUCGCUGCCAAGACCAACACGACGCUCAUUGCCGGAUCGGAUUCCGCCUUGAUGCUAACGCCUAAUAUUACCUUGUUCGCAUCUGGUAGCUACUAUCGCCUGAAUUCGACGCUGCCGAUGGGUGAAUGGGUCGACUUGGAGAUUCGAGGAAAGGGAAAUGCCACUUUUGCUUCUGUUACGCCAAAGGGGAAGGAUACUACCCGCGAAGAGUUUCAGACCAAGAUGGGGAUCAAUGGACAGAGGUUCCAUUGGGAUGUUAUUGCUGUGGAGGCGCCGAUUAAAGAAGUGACUGGAUGGACCGGCGAGCUCAAGGAAUUGAGUCUGACGAACAAGGCGUAG
Pochonia chlamydosporia 170 is the source of this 2136-nucleotide messenger RNA. RefSeq names its product beta-hexosaminidase. The transcript has 2 exons. The coding region runs from base 1 to 2136 and encodes 711 amino acids. Lineage: Eukaryota; Fungi; Ascomycota; Sordariomycetes; Hypocreales; Clavicipitaceae. Gene Ontology annotation, biological process: carbohydrate metabolic process. The record is from RefSeq and is a predicted model, not a curated record. Gene Ontology annotation, molecular function: beta-N-acetylhexosaminidase activity.